Messenger RNA from Salvia miltiorrhiza (redroot sage), 627 nucleotides. RefSeq lists its product as uncharacterized. The record is from RefSeq and is a predicted model, not a curated record. Gene Ontology annotation, molecular function: protein dimerization activity. Bases 1 to 627 code for a protein of 208 amino acids. NCBI's taxonomy places the organism in Eukaryota, Viridiplantae, Streptophyta, Magnoliopsida, Lamiales, Lamiaceae. The transcript has a single exon.
AUGGAGGCUUGUUAUAUCCCUCAAGGAAGAUCAAAGCGGUUUGCUCAACAAGUUUCAUAUCUUCAUCAUUUUCGGGCUGAUGUGUUUAUAGAAGUAAUUGAUUUACUACUUCAAGAACUUGACAACCGAUUUGAUGAGGUGAAUAUGGAGUUGCUCAUAUGCAUGGCUUCAUUAUAUCCUAAAGAUGGCUUCUCUUCUUAUGACAAGGAAAAGGUACUCAAACUUGCAACUUUUUAUCCCUCCGAAUUUUCAAGCAUUGAUUUGUUAACUCUUGAAUGUCAACUUGCCAUAUUCAUGGAAGAUAUGAGAAGAGAUAAUGAGUUUCAAAAUUUGGAUGAUAUUAGUUCUCUUUCGAUGAAGCUUGUUGAAACAAAGAGACAUAUGACUUAUCCUCUAGUGUUUUUGCUAAUUAAGUUGAUAUUAAUUCUUCCGGUUGCCACUGCAAGUGUGGAGAGAGUGUUUUCUGGAAUGACUUAUGUCAAGAAUAAGUUGCGAAAUAGCAUGGGGGAUCAAGUAUUAAAUGAUUGUUUGGUCACUUUCAUUGAGAAAUAUAUGUUUCUACAAGUUUCCGAUGAUGAGGUCGUCAAACGUUUUGAAGAAAUGAAGACUCGUCGGAAGAUAAACUAG